This is a messenger RNA of Miscanthus lutarioriparius, 2256 nucleotides long. NCBI's taxonomy places the organism in Eukaryota, Viridiplantae, Streptophyta, Magnoliopsida, Poales, Poaceae. The record is from the annotation of a GenBank genome assembly.
AUGGCUGAAGUGGAGGCGCCGCUCAUCACCGAGGUGGAGGGGGAAGAGGGCCAUGGCUUCCGCGGCUCCGCGUCCGCCGGAGGGGUCCGCUCUGGCCUGGGCAACGGCGUGCGGGGCACGAGGCAGUACCACCGCCGCUCGGACGCGCUCGCGUACGGCGACCGCUACCAGAAGGCGGCAGCGCUCGUCGACCUCGUCGGUUCCCGCUCCGCCUCUCACUGCUCUCGCACUCUCCCCGCUUUGCUUCGUUAUGUGAAAUGCUGUGAUGCUUUGCUGUAUCUGAGAAUUGAGGUGCUGGCAGAAGAUGGUGUCGGUAUCCCUGAGGAUGUCUUGAAUGACACAAAGAAGCCUCUCUGGUGCCAAAAAUACGCCUCACAUACUUGUGAUCAAAGGGAUCUUUACUUUCUUGGGCAGCUGCCAUACUUAAGUAAAACAGAAUCACUCGUAUAUGAGGCGCUUACCCUUGUCAUUCUUGUCUUGGAUAUCUUCUACCCACUUUCCUAUGAAGGUUUAAAUAUUUUCUGGAAGAACUCCAUGAACAAAUUGAAGGUUCUUCUUCUCUUCAUCUUAGCAUGCGACAUACUUGUGUUUAUGCUUAGUCCUGGACCUUUCAGAGUAGCUCCGUACAUUCGCGUCGUAUUUCUUAUCAUGACGAUCAGGGAACUGCGAAUGUGUGCUGUUACGCUGGUUGGCAUUGUUGGGACAUACCUUAAUGUUUUGGCUCUGUCACUGUUGUUCCUAUUAUUUGCAAGCUGGCUAGCCUAUGUAACAUUUGAGGACACGCCACAAGGAAAGACCAUUUUCACAUCAUACGGUACAACACUAUAUCAGAUGUUUGUCCUGUUCACCACAUCCAAUAAUCCUGACGUAUGGGUCCCUGCUUACAAGAGCUCUCGUUGGAACGCCCUGUUUAUUGUUAUUUAUGUGCUGUUAGGAGUUUACUUCCUAACAAAUUUGAUUCUUGCUGUCAUUUAUGAUAGCUUUAAAGAGCAGCUUGCAAAACAACUUGCUCAAAUGGACUGUAUAAGGAAAAGUAUUCUACAGAAGGCAUUUGAUCUCAUCGACACUAACGGUCAGGGCUACCUUAACAAGGAACAGUGCAUAUCAUUGCUUGAUGAGCUGAACAAGUACAGGUCGUUGCCCAAAACCUCAAGGGAAGAUUUUGAACUAAUCUUUGCCGAGCUUGAUCAGAGUGGUGAUUUCAAGGUUACCUCCGAGGAAUUUGCUGACCUAUGCAAUACUAUUGCAAUAAAAUUCCAGAAAGAACCACCACCUUCAUAUCUGGAGAAGUACCCAUCUUUCUACCAUUCACCACAGUGUGAAAGGUUGAAGUCCUUUGUACGGAGUCGCCUGUUUGAGUAUAUUGUUGUCUUUGUUCUUCUGGUGAACCUAAUUGCUGUCGUUAUUGAAACAACGCUAGAUAUAGAGAACAGCUCUUCACAGAAAGUGUGGCAAGAAGUUGAGUUUGUCUUUGGAUGGAUCUAUGUUGUGGAGAUGGCACUCAAAAUAUUUUCAUUAGGAUUUGGUGCCUAUUGGAUGGAGGGUCAAAAUAAGUUUGAUUUUGUGAUUACUUGGACUAUUUUUAUUGGAGAGACCCUGACAUUUGCCUCCCCAUCCACGCUUCCUUUUCUUUCAAACGGAGAAUGGAUUCGAUAUCUUCUCCUUGGAAGGAUGUUGCGUUUAACAAGAAUUUUGUUGCAAGUUCAGCGUUUCAGAGCAUUUGUUGCGACAUUCUUUACCCUCAUUUCUAGCUUGUUGCCAUACUUGGGGAUUGUGUUUUGUAUACUUUGUGUAUACUGCUCCAUUGGUUUACAGUUUUUCGGUGGCAUCGUGUAUGCAGGAAACUCGAAGUUGGAAGAAACAGAUCUCUUUGGGAACAAUUAUCUUCUUUUCAACUUCAAUGACUAUCCAAGUGGUAUGGUUACUCUGUUCAAUUUAUUAGUGAUGGGCAAUUGGCAAGUCUGGAUGGAGAGCUAUGCACACCUGACUGGAAGUUCUUGGAGCCUGGUUUAUUUUGUCAGUUUUUACCUUAUUUCAGUAUUACUGCUGCUUAAUCUGAUUGUGGCAUUUGUGUUGGAGGCAUUUUUUGCUGAGAUGGAACUGGAGAAAGCUAGAGAAGCUGAUACGCAGGAUUCUACCCCCGAAGGAAGAAACAAGCGGCGAUCCAUGCGUGUGAAGACGAAGGGUACUAUGGUUGAUAUUCUUCUGCACCAUAUGUUGAGCAAUGAACUUGAUGGAUCUCAAAACUCAGAUUGA